AUGUCAUCUUUAGAGGAAAGUUCUUUAUUACAUUCUCUCGACGAAUUUAUCAAACUAUCUGAUCAUGCAAAAACAAUCACAUCAGAGUUAGAGAAAUUUUUAAAUCAUAUUGCAAAAACGGGUUUUAUCAUUUUUCCAUGGUCAAAAGUAAAAAUUUUAUUUAUAUUCAAACUUAAUCAAGUACUAGAUGAAUUUAAUAGUGAAAACGAUAUGGAUAAAUUACCGUUACAUCCAAAUUUAGAUAAUGCAACAUUUCGGGAAUUAAAACAUGAUAUUAUUGAACGUUUAAAUUCAUUUGUAAAUGCACCGUUUACAAUUCAACGUCUGUGUGAGAUGAUUACAUAUCCAAGAAGACAUUAUCAACGUACAGAUAAAUUUCUUCGUGGAUUAACUAAAUGUGUAAUGGUUGUCACCACUGUUGAUCCAGACGGAAAUAAAAUUCAUACAGAAAAUACAAAUUCAACAUUAACAAAUGGUUUUAAUGAUAACAGCAACGGUGACGAAGAAGAAAAAAAAUUAACAUCAAUGACAUCGCCCAGUUCGUCUUUCUCAAUGUCACCAUCAUCAUCAUGGAAUAAUAACUCAUCAACAAACGAAUUCAAGGACGCGCAAUUUAUUAGACCGACAACGGGAUCAUGGAACUCACGAUUUCCAAUGAAUCAGAACGAUUUAUCACCAUUAAAACGAAAAAGUGUGGAUGAAAAUGAUGAUGAUUCUGUUGAACCAGCAACGAAAAUUCAAAUUUGUUCACGUGAAGAUUGUUAUAGUACAUCACCAUUAGUAACGGAGAUGGCUACUACUACAUUGUGUACAACGGCCGAGCAAGAGUGUGCCGCAACAUCAUAUCCAUUGGAUGUAAAUUUUUUGGUUAAUACCCAACAAGAUCAACAACGAGUUAUAAAUGACGAAGAUUCUCAAUCAUCAUCGUCUACUACUUCAUCAAUUGAUUCUCAAAACAAUAAAAUAACUGAUUAUGAUGAUAAUGGAGCAAAUGAAAAUGUCCAGCAACAGAUCUCUUCUAUGAAUGAUGAAAAUAUUGAAAUCGCAACACCGGUUACGUCCAGUAAAGAAGAAUCUAGUUUAGUCGACGAUAAUGAAACCGAAAAUUAUAAUAGUAAUAGUACUAGCACAUCAAUGAUGAUAGAUACGGACUCUAAUGAAGUUAGCAGUUCAAAAAAUUCAAAGGAAUCGUUUGACAUCGAUGAAGAACAAGAAAACAAUGACGAAGAAUCAAUCGAUACAAAUGAAAUUCCUCACGAUUUGCAACACGAAACAACAAAACAUGAGUCAAUUGAACAAGAACAACAUAUUGUAUCAUCUUCCUGCGCUACAAUAACAGAAUGCGAUAGUUAA
Molecule: messenger RNA, 1353 nt
Organism: Didymodactylos carnosus
Lineage: Eukaryota; Metazoa; Rotifera; Eurotatoria; Philodinida; Philodinidae
Source: the annotation of a GenBank genome assembly